CUCAGCGGACAAUCGAUCAAGAUUCCCCUCCGAAAUAUAAACAAUUUACACAGUGAGAUACAAAUCUAUCUUGACAAAAAUACAAACAUCGAAGCGCAGUGUGCAUACAAUUUCUGGACUUUCAAAAUGUCUCUCGUCGCGGUGGGGGCAUGUUAUGUCGACACCAUUCUAACAACUCCUCACUAUCCCGGCGAAGAUGAGAAGCUACGUGCCUCAACCAUCUCUCGUCGACGGGGAGGUAACUGUCCCAACUCUCUCGAGGUUCUCCAGCAGUUGACGACACACACCCCGUCGUCUUCUGCGUUGUUGAACCUCGUGGCCGUUCUGCCUGCGAAGUCUUCAAUUGCCUCUCAGCAGAUUAGAAAGGAGCUUGAGCCUAAUGUUCAUCUGGAUCAUUGCAUCUAUCGAGAACAAUUCAAUGAGCCUGCGUCGAGCUACAUCAUCAAAAGCCAAUCUUCUGGGAGCAGGACGAUUGUUAAUUACAAUGAGCUGCCCGAUAUGACUAUUGGAGAGUUUACCAAGAUUGCAGAUGAAUUAGGUCCUUCGGCGACAUGGUUCCAUUUCGAGGGCCGGGUACCAGACGUGACUCUUUCUUGUAUACAAUAUCUUCGUCAAAAAUUCCCCUCUGUAACAGUUAGUAUUGAGGUGGAAAAGCCCCAGCGAGAAGGCUUGCAGGACCUGGCCGUGGAGGCAGAUGUGGUUUUCUACUCGAAGGGCUGGGCCCAGGGAAAUGGAUAUAUAUCAGCAGCGGAAUGUCUCCGGAAACAAUCAUCUUUGACUCGCAAGGCGUCGCUGCUAUUCUGUACCUGGGGCCAGGACGGAGCUGUAGCUCUGGAAACUGGUUCAGGCAAUCUUUUUCACAAGCCAGCGUACACAGCACCAGACUUUACCGUCGUCGAUCCGAUAGGAGCCGGAGACACGUUUAUCGCGGGGAUGCUAUACACCUUGAUAUACCGGGAUCGAUAUUGGGAUAUGUCCCAGAAGCUGGGCUUUGCGAAUCGAGUUGCAGGGAUGAAGGUUGGACAAGAGGGAUUCGCUGGGCUUGAACAGGCUUUGACUUCCUAUCCUUGAUCUGGACGGCUGCAUUAUACUUGGAAAUAAAUAUAUAUUUGUACAAAAUUGCGCAUGACGUUGGCAUUGGAAUUCUAUAUAGUACUUCC
Messenger RNA from Aspergillus wentii DTO 134E9, 1160 nucleotides. RefSeq names its product ketohexokinase. The record is from RefSeq and is a predicted model, not a curated record. Gene Ontology annotation, biological process: fructose metabolic process. NCBI's taxonomy places the organism in Eukaryota, Fungi, Ascomycota, Eurotiomycetes, Eurotiales, Aspergillaceae. The coding region runs from base 127 to 1071 and encodes 314 amino acids. The transcript has 6 exons. Gene Ontology annotation, molecular function: ketohexokinase activity.